This is a messenger RNA of Diaporthe citri, 1524 nucleotides long. RefSeq lists its product as uncharacterized. NCBI's taxonomy places the organism in Eukaryota, Fungi, Ascomycota, Sordariomycetes, Diaporthales, Diaporthaceae. The transcript has 3 exons. The record is from RefSeq and is a predicted model, not a curated record. The coding region runs from base 1 to 1524 and encodes 507 amino acids.
AUGGCACAACAGGCCUCAGAACCAACUACUCGACAAGUGCGACAAUUAUUCGGGAAACUCUAUGACCAAGCGGCCGGGCUCGCAGAAUCGCUUCGGCCAUGCCGUUGCGGCGCGCGGGGCCACGCGCGAGACGACCAGGACCUGAACGCGGUGGUCCAGGAGCUGCUGCCCGUCCGACAGCGAGUGGGAGGCUGCAUCUGCGGACCGCCGUGUGAUGGGACAUCCGUUGACCAUGCGAGCGACGAGUUCCUGGAGGAGAUGCUGGCUGGACUCCUGUGGGACUACAAUGUACUUCAUGAAAACCUCGUACCGUGCGACUGUGCUGAUAAGCCCGAAGUCGUCGAGGAUACUCCCGUACCGGUUGUCGAGCAAAAUCCCCCGCCCUUCCUGCGCCUUCCGCUGGAGAUCCGCAACAUUAUAUAUUGGCUGGUGCUGGGGCCACCACCGCCAGCACGCGAGAAUGGCAGCCGGGGGUUCGUCAGAGUCGUCCAGAGACUCCUCGGUCCAGCCGAGGACAUCAUGGACCGCGCGUUGCAGCGCCCGCGCUCCUCGAUAGAUAUGGGUGGGGAGCCGCCUCAUGGCUUGACUUUCGAGUUUCAAGACGAGCGGCUCCAAACGGAAAAUCACCGUGGUCGCUGGGCCCUUCUCUUUGUCAACAGGCAGAUCGGGAGGGAGGCCGAGAUUGAACUUUGGCGUCGGAUCUUCGUCGAUGGCGUGGUGUUAUCUAUUAUGCCUGAUGUUAAUUUGCCGGGAGAUGAUUAUUACGGCGUACUUGCUGCUUGGACUUGGUUCCAUAACUACCAUGAUAUCUACUUACAGCAGAUACGGCGACUGCAGCUCACCCUCAAGGAGCCCGCGAGGGGACCACUUUACUUGAAUGAUGCCAGAACGGAGAGGACCAAGAGAGUUGAAAAACCGUACCCGCUGGGAAGGUCAAACGGGGUGGAGUUUUUGAACCCAGUGUUAGACACCGUGGCGGGCGAUCUUCCCAACCUGCAGGAGCUGUCAGUGACGAUUGGCGGUCUUCCACCCGACAUGCGCUUCGGCUCCCCGUGGGAAGAAGGCCAUCGUCUUCAGGGCAGGCUUCGGAGCUCGAGGCCCUGGGUGACGCGCCUGCAAAGCAUACGCGGGUUGAGGCGCUUGAGGCUGCGUUUCAUCAUCUCGCCACUGUCGAUGCAGGAGCCGGACUCAGCUUCAAGUUUUUUCGACGACGACCCUUCGGCCGUAAAUAAUGAUUUCGAUGUACGACGUACCGUGCAUUUCGUAAGCACGAUGCGGGGUUCGAUGCUGGUCAAUGGACAGGCACUUGGUGAUAGGCACAUACGACGUCGUGCUACGAGGCGUGUCGAGGGAGAGACGACAGAGGUGAUAGUGGUCGAAUGCGACGACAGUUGGGAUGAGGAAACAGGGGAACACAUACACCAUCGCGAGCAUCGCGAGGGUGAUGACCCCGACGAUAGGACUUGGGAUGAUGGUGACUUGAACGAGGCGCCGCCGGGUGCCUGGAUCGAGGAGUCGCCGUGA